AUGAUUCGAUUUAAUCGUUUAAUUCAUGUUACAUCUAGAUUUCAAUUUCAUCAUGUAAAUUUUGUAUCAAAAGAACGCGGUCAACUAUAUUUAACUAGAUUACACUCAACUAAUAAUAAAAAGUCGAAUUCGAUAAAUCCAAUAUCUCGGUUGGACAAAUUAUCAAAUGCUAGAAAUCCGAUCCCUCUACAAAAAAGACAUUUGAACCAAGAUACUAAUGCGGCGGGAGUAUGGGAUCCUUUCCCCGAUCCUUUUCAGCCAAUUGUGGAAUACUCGGCAGAAACUGCUUUGGGUGACGAUGAGGAUGAUCCAAAGAAAAAAAAAAAACCAUCAAUCAAAGGUGGUUCUGGUCAUCAUCCACCUCCAAAACCAGUACUUUCCCCUCGUGUCAUGGAUGCUGUUUUAACUACUGUAAUGGGUCUAGCAGCUGUAGGUCUUGGUGGUGUAGUUUAUCAAGAAUGGUAUGAAUGGAAUGAACAGCAUAAAGUUUUGUUGGCAUUUACAAAACCGAUCCCAUUAUUAAAGUCAAGAACAUCAGAAUCAUUUUUUGCCAGAGCAGAACAAAAAAAAAUUGCAUCCGUUGUAGCGGGUCAUAAUAAAUCAAAAUAUUUUUUACUUGUUGGUGAAAGAGGAACUGGAAAAACCCAAUUAGUAUUAAAUGCAAUGGAAAAGAUUGGACAUUAUGGGAUUGUAUUUUGUGAGGCUCAUUCAGAUAGUGAAGUUUUUAAAACCAGAUUAGGGAGGGCCUUAAGUUAUACUUAUAGGGAAGAUUAUGUUGGUCAACUCUUUGCCAGAGAAGCCCCUGAAAGAGGGUCUGCUUUGUUGGAUGUUGAAAAGGCUUUUAAUAUGAUAGAACAGGUUGCGACUAAAUAUGUUAGAAGAAGAGGUCGUCCAUUAGUUCUAAUUAUUAAUAACAUUCAUGCAUUUAAAGAUGAUGAUGAUGGUAUAGACUUGUUGGAACUUUUGCAACAACGAGCAGAAUCAUGGGCUGCUGCUAGACUUGUCACAAUGGUUUUUAACACCGAUGAUUAUUCUGUUUAUGAGCGAUUGAAGCGAGACGCAUCUCGUAUGGAAGUCAUUAGGGUUAAUGAUCUAUCACCCGAGGAAGCCGUAAGAUUAUUGAAAGAAAAACGUAGGGGUCGUGAACCUGAUGAAGAUCUUAAAAACCUUAUUAUAAAUCGUAUCGGAGGUCGCCUUUCUUAUGUAAAUCGAUUGGGAAGAGAAGAUGAUAUUUAUAUAACUACAGAGAAACUUGAAAAUGAAGAAAGAACGUGGUUGACAAAUCAAAUUGGAUUAAUCCCAGAUUUUGAAGAGACAGCGUUUGACAGUCAAAAAUACGCAUCAUGUGCAUGGAAAUUAAUUAGGGCUUUGGUAAAAUCUGAAGAAAAGAAAUUAACAAUAAAUGAUUGUAGAAUUAUUACGGGAAAUCCGAAAUGGAUAGAAAUGUUGGAUCAUGAUAAUAUUAUCAUGAUCGAUGAUCAACAAUGCGUUAAAGCCGAUUCAAAAAUUUUACAAAAUCUUUUCGAAGAGUUUGUAAAUCGUGAAGAUUUUGAUGAGAAAUUAGACAAUGUUUGUGAAAGGGUUGAAGAGGUUGAUAAGGAACAAAGAACGAGAGAGAUAAUAUGGAGCAAAAAGAAUGACCAAGUCGUCAAAUUUGGACAUCCAAAGAAAGAGGGUUGGUUUUGGUGA
Messenger RNA from Funneliformis geosporum, 1689 nucleotides. The record is from the annotation of a GenBank genome assembly. Lineage: Eukaryota; Fungi; Glomeromycota; Glomeromycetes; Glomerales; Glomeraceae.